Perca fluviatilis (European perch) is the source of this 1427-nucleotide messenger RNA. RefSeq lists its product as uncharacterized. Bases 408 to 1076 code for a protein of 222 amino acids. The transcript is spliced from 2 exons. Gene Ontology annotation, molecular function: protein dimerization activity. The record is from RefSeq and is a predicted model, not a curated record. NCBI's taxonomy places the organism in Eukaryota, Metazoa, Chordata, Actinopteri, Perciformes, Percidae.
ACAGACUUAGGUUAAUAUUUCACCAGUAGCAGAAGAUUAGACUAUACAAUGGCAAAGGUGACAAAAUUUUGCACUUUACUGCAUUCUACUUGUGGCCUAAAGAGGCAUUUGAAGCAGAGUAUGGAGCCAACCGUAGCAUCCCCUCUGCUGUAGUGACAAGAUGGAACAGCACUCUGCGCCUUGUUGAAGCAGUCACUGACUUGGAUCUUCAAAGCCUGAAUACACUCCUGGACACCAAAGGUCAUAAAGACCUGUGUUUAUCAGCCAGAGAAUGGGGUCAGCUGAAAGAACUUGUGGAAAUUUUGGCCCCAUUUCUUCAAGCAACGGACCUCACUCAAGGGGAGAAAGUUGUGACCCUUAGUGCAGCCCUUCCUUGUGUACUGUCACUUAACAGCCAUCUCAUCAGGAUGUUGAAUGCUACUCGCCACCUGGUUGGUUUAGCGAAAGCCUUGCAGAAGUCCCUUCAACACCGCUUUAAGGGUAUAUUUGUGAGUGUGAAAAUGGAUGACUCCAGUGACGUUGCAGUAGAUCUUCCAUUUGGGGACAUUGUCUACAUGAUGUCAGCAUUACUAGAGACAUCAUUCUGCCUCUUUUGGCUAGCGCAAGAUGUCCAAGCACCAGAUGAAGUGAAGAGUGAAGUCAAGGAGAUGAUAAUAGAUCUGGUCUUGGCUGAGGCUCGGAAACUGACUGUACCUGAAAGCAGCAGUGGAGACGAUGAUCAGGAGAAGUCACCACCACCUGCUAAAACUCCACGUCUUUUCUCUGGCUACCGAAAGAAAAGCACCAAGAAAAGUGUGGAUCAUGGCUCAUUUGUCCAGGCUGAGAUCGUCCGCUAUAUCCAGGUAGCAUCUGAUGAAGAUGAAGUGGACUGUCUUGAGUUCUGGAAAAGACAGUCCAAGGCAUUCCCGCGACUCUAUCUUGUGGCUAUGAGAGUGCUUGCUGUCCCGGCUACCAGUGCACCAGUGGAGAGGGUGUUCAGUCAUGGAGGGCUUAUCAUGCGUCCUCACCGUGCCAGGCUUUCGGCAAAGACACUGUCACACUUGUUUUUUUUGAAAUGUAACCAGUCUGUUGUUUAAAGACUUUCCAGGAUUUAAAGCCACUAUAGUGUGUUGCCAGAAAGGUCAUCUGGCCCAUAUCCAGGGUUUUGAGAGAGCUAAUUUAUAAGAUCAAAUUUUCUUCUUAUUUCAGUUUAAGUGGUAAUUGUUUAAUUUAAAUUUCUUCAGUUUUUUUUUUUUUUUGUUAAAUAGCAAUACGGAAAGUAUCAGUUCUCACAUGUUUGCACCAUGGUUGGUGAAUUAACCUUUAAUACAGAUGUUUCCCUCAAACUUUGAACACUGGAAAAUGUAAUGCAUGAUGAGGUUGGGCUUUACAGCCAGUUAGUACACAGACAAACAUGUAUUCUUAGGUGCAGAUACCAAAAUGUUGAA